AGACAAGGGUUAGUUCGUUGUAAAAUGUUGUUAAAAAAAUUCAAAUAGAUUUCAGAAACAUCAUAUUCAAAUUUGUUAGUUUUUGGGAUUCGCUUUUAUUUUGAAAUCGCGAUUUAGAAUGAGUAAACAGUCGAAAUCGAAAAAAAAUUCUCGCAAAAAAAGAUUGAAUCCUGCUAGUGAAGACGAGGAAAUGGCCAAAGAUAACCACAUGAACAUGAACCAUACCAUGAAUGCCAUGGGUAUGCAAAUGCGCUCGAUGAACCGCUUGAUGAACACAUUCAUGCCGGAUCCUUUCAUGCAGGGAUCGCCAUUCGAUCCUGGAUUCCAGCAGGGCGGCCCCCAUCAAAUGGCUGCCAUGCCCGCCAUGGGUAUGUUCGGCAUGCCCAUGAUGCCAAAUUUCAAUCGUUUGCUCAAUGCCGAUAUUGGCGCCAAUCCGGGCGCUUCGUUUUGCCAAAGCACCGUGAUGACCAUGUCAUCGGGACCCGACGGCCGCCCACAGAUCUACCAGGCCAGCACCAGCACCAAAACCGGCCCAGGUGGCGUUCGCGAGACCCGUAAAACAGUCCAGGACUCGCGCACAGGCGUGAAGAAAAUGGCCAUCGGUCAUCACAUUGGAGAGCGCGCCCACAUCAUUGAGAAGGAGCAGGACAUGCGCUCGGGCCAGCUGGAAGAACGUCAGGAGUUCAUCAACCUGGACGAGGAAGAGGCCGAGCAGUUCGACCGCGAGUUUACCACUCGCGCCCAUCGCGGAGGCGGUCCACACGGCCGUCAUGGUGGCAUGCAGGCCAUUCGUGCACCUCCGCCAGCCGCCUCGACCUCUACACUGACCAUUGAGCCUGUCGAGGAUGACGACGACGAUGAUGACUGUGUGAUCCAGGAGCAGCAGCCGCAGGGCCGCUCGUCCGCUGGCCGCCAGUUGCCAACGCUGCCAGCACCUUCAACGGCUCCGCACGGAAGCCGCAAUGCUACAGCAGCAGCAACAACAACGACCACAGAGUCGUCCUCCCCAACGGUACACGAUCCAUCGAACAACAACUACGUGAGCAUUGGAAAUUCGCGACGCGCCUACAUGCGCAAUGGGCAACACUUGGCCACUCCCCGUCGACCUCUGCGUACCCCCGCGUCCUCGCCGCUGGCCACGAUUUCCAGCGGCAGUCACAGCAUUGCAGCCACGCCAAGCAAACAUCCACAUCCUUAUGCGGCACAUCCAAGGCGCCAGCAGCGCCCCAUGAAGAACAGCCACCACCACCACACAGAAAAUGGCGGCGAAUCAUCAAGUGCCAAGUCGGGCAAGCGGGCCAAGAAAUAGAAGACACGCUCCCACUGCAAAAACACACAAUUGUUCAUCUCCAACCACAUACAACUACACACACACACACCACUGGACAGCUAGCGCUGAUCCUGUUCCAAAAGUACACUUAAUUAUGUUUUAGAAAAGAUACACAACACACACACAGCUGUUUUGUGCGUUGUCCUGCCUGCGUUGUCGUGGGUUAUAUAUUGUCAACUCCAACUAGACAUAACUAUCUGUCUGCGUCAGAUAUAUUGUUCCUUACCCGACUUUCGUACUGACCCGCAGGCAAGGCACAAACACCGCUCUGGCAUUGUCAAGCCGCUGCUCCAACUAAAAGCACUCACACUCUUCCCAGAAAAUUUUCAAUACAGCGAAACUGGCUAACGAAUACUUGAGUUGUACGAUAGUAAAAAAUCAAAGUGAAAAUGA
Messenger RNA from Drosophila pseudoobscura, 1723 nucleotides. It is a transcript of the gene Mlf, whose product is annotated as myeloid leukemia factor. The coding region runs from base 119 to 1309 and encodes 396 amino acids. Gene Ontology annotation, biological process: regulation of DNA-templated transcription. NCBI's taxonomy places the organism in Eukaryota, Metazoa, Arthropoda, Insecta, Diptera, Drosophilidae. The transcript has 5 exons. Gene Ontology annotation, cellular component: nucleus; cytoplasm. The record is from RefSeq and is a predicted model, not a curated record.